ACAAUCAAAACAAUGUAUAGGUAGCAAGAUGAUUAAUUAAUAAUACAUAGACAGACUCGUUUCUUCACAGUCUCGUUUGCAGGAAAAGUUCUAACUUUUGUCGAGCCUUUACAAAUUAAUUCUUUUUGUACCGAAGGAUACAAAAUGGUACUCUGUAAAUUUUUUCAACAGGGUAAUUGCCGUUUUGGUCAAUAUUGCAAAUUCGAGCACGCUUUCGGUAAUCGAAGCAAAACAUUUAAUGAUGAAAAGAGUACUGCCUUAAUGGUUGCCGAAGAAGUUCUUAUAGCUGAAAGAGGAGGACAAUGGUUAUUGUCAUGUUAUGGACCGUUCAAAGAAAAAAAAAGUAUUCCUGAAAUGCAUGAUGUUUCACCCGAAGAAGUUAGAUGGAAUAUGUAUCAAGCUCGUAAAGCUGGUACAGUAGAUCAAACAAAUGCAUCGUUUCAACAGAUGUGCGAGGCAAUGAAAGCUAAGCGAGAGGCUUUAAAAAAUCCAACGCCACAGAUUGUUCAAAUGUUGGAACAAUUGCAAAACUCAGGAUCUGAAAAUAACAAUAAUUUUGGAUCUACAUCUUCUACUUCUUCUUCUGCUAAUAAUGUAUUUGGCCAAAAAACUCAUGGAACUCAAAGCAAUCCCUUUGGUGGUAGUUCCGCCUUUAGUGCAUCAACAGUUUCAUCAUCAAUUUUUGGAAAAUCCAGUGCAAAUAGUACAAAUUCUGUAUUUGGGAGCAAAUCAACUUUUGGAGGUUCAUCAUCGUUUAGUGGACCUUCUACAUCUAUUUUUGGGGGUUCUGCUAAAAGUUCCACAGUCUUUGGUGCUGUACAAAAUACAUCAUCAUUUGGUGGACUAGCCUCUCCAGCUCAAACUAGCUCAAUAUUUGGUGGUUCAAGUACAACACAAAAUUCAGGUUUUGGUCAGUCAGCUGCUUUUGGAGCAGCAGCGGCAGGUACUACCAGCCAAACAAAUGUAUUUGGACAGCCUCAAAAUUCACAAGUAUUUGGAUCAGUAGCACCUAGUAAUGUAUUUGGAAGCAGUACCCAGACCAGUGGUUCUAUUUUUGGAGGUUCUACUGCAUCAACAGCAUCUGCAGCUCCUAGUUCAAAUGUCUUUGGACAAUCUGCAACCACUGGUUCAGCAUUUGGCAGUGCUCCAACUUUUGGUGGAGGAGCCACAUUUGGUAGUCCUCAACCCAAUACUUCAGUAUUUGGCAGUCAAUCUACUUUUGGCAGCACAAAUCCAACAACUGUUAAUAACGUUUUUGGUGGACAAAAUUCAGGAGCAACUAAUAGUUUUGGUCCUGUUACACAAAAUGUUUCUUCUAAUACAUUUGGAACACCAACUCAAAAUACCAAUACUUUCCAAUCUUCAGCUUCGCCAUUUGGUGUAGCAGCUCAAAGUGCUACACCUUUUGGAACUGUUACAGAAAAUUCUAUGUUUACUACUGCCACACCAGCAUCCCAGCCAUUCGGUAGCAGUAAUACUUUUUCCCAGGCAGAUAAUGCUUUUGCUGGUGUCUCAUCAGCAACCAACGUUUUUAGCAAUCAAAAUUCUACGACCACACCAUCUUCAACUCCAUUUGGUGCAUCAGCAUUUGCUCAAAACCAACAAAUUGGAACAAAUAAUGUAUUUUCUAAAAAUUCUUCCCCAUUCAGUGGAGCUCCAAUCAAUCAGCCUAGUCCAUUUGGGGGAUUUUCUUCUCAACAAGCUAAUACAAAUGUUUUCGGAGUUUCGGUCACAGUAAAUGUAGAUUCUACUGCUUACACCCCUGAGGACUGCUUGACUGAUGAUGAAAAAGCUGCUUAUAUGGGCGAUACAUUUUUAGAAGGACAAGUUCCUCUUAAGCCCCCUUCAAUGGAACUUAAAUAAGAAAAUAUUUAAAUAAUUUAGUUUUCUAACAAAGUGUAUUAUUAAUUAACAUUGAUAAAUUAGGAAAACUCGUACCAAGUAAUUUAAUUAAGAAUAUUAGGAAUUUAAAUCCUUAUAUUUAUUCUUAUACUUAAUUCAUUCAUAAACUUUUGUAAAUAUGAACUUAAAGUUGUACAAAAAAUUGUAGCAUUUCAAUGUUGUUCUCUACUUGCCUCAAGUAAAAGAAAUUAUCUAUUAAGUUUUCUCAAUCUACAUGACAUUUAUACUGGGGCUCAAAAUGUGAAAUUUUCAUUGCAAUGUUACAAGUCAAUCUUAAUAAUUUGUUGUUAAUAAUGAAAAAGUUGUAAAUAAUUGUAUUUACUUUUCAUCAAAAUAAAGCAUAUAUUAUA
This is a messenger RNA of Trichogramma pretiosum, 2252 nucleotides long. Its product is annotated as nuclear pore complex protein DDB_G0274915-like. Lineage: Eukaryota; Metazoa; Arthropoda; Insecta; Hymenoptera; Trichogrammatidae. The coding region runs from base 145 to 1863 and encodes 572 amino acids. The transcript has 8 exons. The record is from RefSeq and is a predicted model, not a curated record. Gene Ontology annotation, molecular function: metal ion binding.